AUGAAGUGGAAUAACAUUACACUGGCAAUAGUCUUCCUUUCUCUAGCUGGACCUGGAAUUGUAGGAAAUAUCCGAGUGUUUGUGAGAUAUGUGCACAAUUCUGCCUUGCGGACUGAGAAAAAGCCUGUCGACCUUAUUCUCAUCCACUUGGCAUUUUCUAAUCUGAUCAUUAUUUGUAGCACAGGGAUCAGAGAUUUAGCCACGGUGUUUUCUUUCAGAAACUUCCUAGGAGAUAUUGGCUGUAAAGCUGCAGUUUAUCUGGCAAGGAUGGCACGGGGCCUUUCCAUCUGCACCACCUGUCUCCUCAGUGUGGUCCAGGCUGUCACCAUCAGUCUGAGGACAACCAUUUGGACAAAGCUCAAACCACAGACAUCAUGCCAAGUUCUUCCCUUUCUCCUCAUUUUCUGGAUUGUUAAUGUUCUCAUAAGCUCCAACUUGCUCUCCUACAUCAAAGCAGGUAGUGGCUUGAACAGGUCUGUAGUUGCAAUGUACAUUGGCCACUGCUAUAUGCUCCAAUCAAGGCACAUCAUCAAGUGGCUUUUCCUCUCUCUCAUGACUCUUCGUGAUAUCAUCUUUCAGAGUCUCAUGGGUUGGAGCAGUGGGUCCAUGGCUCUCCAUCUGUAUAAGCACCACAAGCAUGUCCUCUACCUUCAGAGCUCCAGGUCUGCAAACAGCUCCCCUCCUGAAAUCAGAGCGACAUGGAGUGUUCUCAUUCUUAUGGUCUGCUUCCUUUUCUUCUAUUGGGUAGAUUUUAUUAUCUCCUUCUACACAGGUUUCACGGUGGCACAUGAUUCUAUUUUACUAAAUAUUAAAACAUUUUUAGAACUUGGUUAUGCUAGUUUCAGCCCCUAUGUUCUGAUCAGCAGAGAUGUCUGUGUUCCUAAUGCCUUACAUCCUCAUUAA
This is a messenger RNA of Mus caroli (Ryukyu mouse), 903 nucleotides long. The record is from RefSeq and is a predicted model, not a curated record. Lineage: Eukaryota; Metazoa; Chordata; Mammalia; Rodentia; Muridae.